AAGAGGCCAGGGACAGCCAGCCAGCCCCGGCUCCUCUUCUCUUCUCUUCUAUUUCUCUCUAUUGCACGCCAGGGAGCCCGAGCAAGGGGCUGCGUUAGUGUCCGUAGGAUGUCCCGUCAUGAAGGUGUGAGCUGUGAUGCGUGUUUAAAAGGCAACUUCAGAGGUCGACGAUACAAAUGUUUAAUUUGCUAUGACUACGAUCUGUGCGCAUCGUGCUAUGAGAGCGGCGCUACCACAACCAGACACACCACAGAGCAUCCCAUGCAGUGUAUAUUAACCCGAGUCGACUUUGAUCUGUACUACGGUGGAGAAGCCUUCUCGGUGGAGCAGCCCCAGGCCUUCACAUGUCCCUACUGUGGCAGGAUGGGCUACACAGAGAUCUCCCUGCAGGAGCACGUGGCUGCAGAGCACACAGAGACCUCCACAGAAGUGAUUUGCCCCAUAUGUGCAGCGCUGCCAGGUGGAGACCCGAAUCAUGUGACAGAUGACUUUGCUGCUCAUCUCACACUUGAACACAGAGCACCCAGAGACUUGGAUGAGUCCAGUGGCGUGCGGCAUGUGAGGAGGAUGUUUCACCCUGGGCGCGGGCUGGGGGGUCCACGAGCCCGCAGGUCUAACAUGCACUUCACCAGCAGCACCACAGGGGGGCUCUCCACCAGUCAGAGCUCCUCACAGAGCUCCAACUACAGCAGAGAGGCCAUGGACCCCAUAGCAGAGCUUUUGUCUCAGUUGUCGGGGGUGCGGCGUUCGGCGGGUGGCCAGCUCAGCUCCGGCCCCUCUGCCUCCCAGCUCCAGCAGCUCCAGAUGCAACUCCAGUUGGAACGCCAGCAGGCGCAGGCAGCACGCCAGCAGCUUGAGACGGCCCGAAACGCUACCCGGGGCGGCGGCCGUGCCAAUGCAAUCCUCAAUACAAAUUCAGCUGCCACAAACCCCAACAACAGCGCCAACCACAAUACCAACCCCAGUCCCAACCCGGGUCCACCUGAGCCCAACACACAGCAUACUGCACAUAGCUCCCAGUUUCUACUCAGCAGGCUGAGCGAACCACGGCUGUCUGAGGCAGAGCGGCAGGUGUGCGAGGCCCAGUGGGCUGACAGGAGCCUGUUUGUGACGGAGCUGCUGCUGUCCACACUGCUGCCAGACGAGGACGCCUCCGCCUCCUCCUCCGAAGACGAGGACGACUGUCACGGCUCGUUGCGGAAUUUCGCUGACUUCGAGGCCAUGGGCUGUGUUGAGGUCAUGACCUUGGACGUGGCACUGGAGAACCUCAAUCUCAAGGAGAUGACCCCGGCUACCAAGACGACGAAAACGACAACUAAAACGGCACCAACGAAGAAAGAGCCUCCUGCGCCGCCCCUUUGAUGACAUAGCCACUCCCUCCCCUCAAAACCACCAUUGUAACUGGCUGACUGCUAUGUCAGUCCAACUGCCAAUGGAUGACGAAAAAGACUGCAGUUCUUUUUGGCUUUGUUUUAUUAUUUUUUUUCUCAGUGAUUGUCAUUUCAGCUCUGUCGCUCCCCACUCAACCCCAUGUUUAUUACGUUGUGUACAUUGAAUAAAAGUAGUGAGACGAGAGAAUGUGAAAGCAAGCAAGCGUGGUGGGUGCGUGAGAGAAAGGAAAAUAACUAUAUAAAUAUAUUAUAGAAAAAUCUAUAUGAAAGUUGAUAAUCAAUUCCACAUAACCCGUGUUUCCUCUAGCAGAUGAGCAAAAAGCGUAGUUAGCUGUUUAAGAGACAAACACGUCACACACUCACCCAAGGGAGAGGCGGCAGACAGAAACCUCUCCGGUAAAAACGCUGCUGUGUAUUUAUAGUUAUUAAUUAAAGAAGUGCUUGGAUGGUUUACCACAACUUAAGCAUGAGCUUAAAUCACCAUGUGCCCAUUUUUAACUGCACAGUCACCAGAUGGGGAGGUCUUUCUCUUUUUGUUUUGACACCUGAGUAACUGUAAAUUAAAUCGGUGCUGAUUGCCACAUCGGUGGCAUUUCUGCACCACACGCACACACACACACACAAAAACACACACACAAACAGACUGAUGGCUGCGUUUGGUUACAUUCAUGUCCAAGUUCAACCUUCCCCUCCCCCUUGUGUGACACCACCUGUUUUGGGUCAUGUGACCUUGCUUUAUAUCGACUGUGGGCACUUUGGUUUUGAAUUGCAUAUCCAGUGUCCAUUUGUGUACACUACAGAUGCUCUACAUAAAGGCGAUACGCAACUCGGAGGCAGACGGAGAUGAAACAAUCUCUUUAGUGUGACCAUUUUCAGGCCUUUUAUAACAUGGAAGAAACGACACACAACCCUGGUCUCAUACGGUUGUGUUUUUUUUUGUUUUCAUCCCCCACCCUUUUAUUUUUCGGAAGACCAGACGCUACUUUCUCAAGCUUCCCGUGAUCUGAAAAUGAAUCCUCUCUCCAUUACUCAUGAAUGCAAAGAUUACUCAUCAUGUGACUUGAAGGAGAGAAUCCUGUAUGCUCUUUCCAUGAAAUUUCUCUCGGUCAAAAAAAAAAAAAAGAUCUUUGUAUGCCUCCACUGCUACCUGAAGAAAUGCAAUGUAUGUUUUUGGCUGAGCGAACAAGCCAAAUUACAGGGUAAACCUUUCAGUUUGGAGGACAAUAAAAAUGUUUUGGAUGGAAAUGAACUA
Scomber japonicus (chub mackerel) is the source of this 2643-nucleotide messenger RNA. RefSeq names its product E3 ubiquitin-protein ligase KCMF1-like. The coding region runs from base 109 to 1362 and encodes 417 amino acids. NCBI's taxonomy places the organism in Eukaryota, Metazoa, Chordata, Actinopteri, Scombriformes, Scombridae. Gene Ontology annotation, molecular function: zinc ion binding. The record is from RefSeq and is a predicted model, not a curated record. The transcript has 7 exons. Gene Ontology annotation, biological process: synaptic signaling. Gene Ontology annotation, cellular component: plasma membrane.